This is a messenger RNA of Dicentrarchus labrax (European seabass), 1848 nucleotides long. It is a transcript of the gene chrnd, whose product is annotated as cholinergic receptor, nicotinic, delta (muscle). NCBI's taxonomy places the organism in Eukaryota, Metazoa, Chordata, Actinopteri, Moronidae. The transcript is spliced from 12 exons. Gene Ontology annotation, molecular function: transmembrane signaling receptor activity; acetylcholine-gated monoatomic cation-selective channel activity. Gene Ontology annotation, cellular component: postsynaptic membrane; neuron projection; synapse. Bases 101 to 1666 code for a protein of 521 amino acids. The record is from RefSeq and is a predicted model, not a curated record. Gene Ontology annotation, biological process: regulation of membrane potential; chemical synaptic transmission; nervous system process.
CUCUGUGUUUCCGCAGCUGCUGCCCGUCACUCACUCAGUCUUUUGGCAGAAGGUCGGUGGGUAAAAGGACGCCGGACUUGUCACCGUGAAGCAGUCAGCCAUGAAGCUUCAGCAUGCAGCUCUGGCCACCGUGUUCCUGCUCGCUCUGCUCUCAUCUGAGUGCUGGGGCAGGAACGAGGAGGAGCGUCUGAUCAACUACCUGAUAAAAGAAAAGGGAUACAACAAGGAGCUGCGUCCUGUUGAGAGGCAGCAGGACGUGGUGGACGUUUAUCUGGCACUCACACUCUCCAACCUCAUCUCUCUGAAAGAAGUAGACGAGACGCUGCUGACGAAUGUAUGGAUAGAGCACACGUGGACUGACUACCGGCUGUCGUGGAAUACGACAGAGUUUGACGGCAUCGAGGUGCUUCGUCUGCCGCCCAACAUGGUGUGGCUGCCGGAGAUUGUGCUGGAGAACAAUAAUGACGCCCAGUUCCAGGUGGCCUACUACUCCAACGUACUGGUGGAUUCUACUGGUCUCUGCUACUGGUUGCCUCCUGCCAUCUUCCGCUCCUCCUGCUCCAUCAACGUCAACUACUUCCCCUUCGACUGGCAGAACUGCACGCUCAAAUUCACCUCUCUGACCUAUAAUGCUAAAGAGAUCAGGAUGCUGCUGAAGGAAGACGCGGAUGAAACCAACAAAUGGACGGUGGAGUGGAUCAUCAUCGACCCUGCUAGCUUUACAGAGAACGGCGAGUGGGAGAUCAUCCACCGGCCGGCCAAGAGAAACACCUACAAGCACGUUCCCAUGGAGAGCAACAAGCACCAGGACAUCACCUUCUACCUGACCAUCAAACGAAAACCUCUCUUCUACAUCGUCAACAUCAUCAUCCCCUGUGUGCUCAUCUCCUUCCUGGCCUCGCUCGUCUACUACCUGCCCGCUGACAGUGGUGAGAAGAUGACCUUGUCCAUCUCGGUGCUGCUGGCUCAGUCUGUCUUCUUGCUGCUGAUCUCUCAAAGGCUGCCGGAGACUUCGAUGUCUGUUCCACUUAUUGUCAAAUAUCUGAUGUUCAUCAUGGUGUUGGUGACGGUGGUGGUGUUGAACUGCGUGGUCGUCCUCAACCUGCACUUCAGGACACCGAGCACACACGUUAUGUCUGAUUGGACCAAGAAGUUCUUCCUCGAGCGGCUGCCCCGCCUCCUCCGUAUGUCCCGCCCCGCAGAGGCGGAGCCAUACUGGGAUGGAGUGUUGCCACGGCGAUCCAGCUCAGUGGGCUACAUCGCCUCGGCGGAGGAGUACUACAGUGUCAAGUCCCGCAGCGAGCUGAUGUUUGAGAAACAGUCAGAGAGACACGGACUGAUGACAAGAACCACACACGCAGCACUUGUGAAGCCACAGGAGGACGGAGGUGUGACAGAUCAGCUGUAUGCAGAGAUCAAGCCAGCUGUGGACGGAGCGAACUACAUCAUCAAACACAUGCGCAACAAGAACGACUACAACGAGGAGAAAGAUAACUGGAGUGGGAUCGCUCGUACGGUGGACCGACUCUGUCUCUUCCUGGUUACCCCGGUGAUGACCUUCGGCACCAUCAUCAUCUUCCUGAUGGGAAUCUGUAACCACCCUCCACAUCUGCCCUUCAAAGGAGACCCCCACGACUACAGAGAGGAAAACCCACGCCUGCUGUGACACACAGAUUAAUCUCCAGUGUUCAAAUCCAAAAGUUUGUUGCUUCUUAAUUGUUUUUGUUGGACAACUCUUCAGGUACAUAGCUGUGUGUGUUUUCUUAAAUUUGAAGUGAAAAACAAAGACAGUUAAUUGCAGUUUUAAUUGUAUUUGUGUGGUUUGAAUAAAUGUUUACACUCAGCAGA